AUGCAGAAGUUCUCGAGGCUCGGCCGCCUGGGCCAGAGCCUUGCUUCGCGCAGGCAAUUGGCCACCGUCAGCGAUGCUCCCCUCUCUCGCAAGGUCGAGAUGACCAACUGGGAGAAGGGCCACUACAUCAACUACCAGAAGAUGAACGAGAACCUCCAGAUUGUUCGCGGCCGCCUGAACCGCCCGCUUACCUUUGCCGAGAAGAUCCUCUACUCCCACUUGGACGACCCCCACGGUCAAGAGAUUGAGCGCGGCUCCAGCUACCUCAAGCUUCGUCCCGACCGUGUAGCCUGCCAGGAUGCCACUGCCCAGAUGGCUAUUCUUCAGUUCAUGUCAGCUGGUCUGCCCUCCGUUGCCACUCCCACCACCGUCCACUGCGACCAUCUUAUCGAGGCCCAGGUUGGUGGUGAGAAGGAUUUGGAGCGCGCCAACGAGAUCAACAAGGAGGUUUACAACUUCUUGUCCACCUCUUGCGCAAAGUACAACAUCGGUUUCUGGAAGCCCGGCUCUGGUAUCAUUCACCAGAUCGUGCUUGAGAACUACGCUUUCCCUGGUGCUCUCCUCAUCGGUACUGACUCGCACACUCCCAACGCUGGUGGUCUCGGUAUGGCCGCCAUUGGUGUUGGUGGUGCCGACGCUGUCGAUGUCAUGGCUGGUCUUCCCUGGGAACUGAAGGCUCCCAAGGUCAUUGGUGUCAAGCUUACUGGCAAGCUCUCCGGCUGGACUGCUCCCAAGGACAUUAUCCUCAAGGUCGCUGGUAUCCUCACCGUCAAGGGUGGAACUGGUGCUAUCGUCGAAUACCACGGUCCCGGUACCGAGAGCCUGUCUUGCACAGGUAUGGCUACCAUCUGCAACAUGGGUGCUGAGAUUGGUGCCACCACCUCCCUCUUCCCCUUCAACGACCGCAUGUACGACUACCUUGCCGCCACCAAGCGCCGCGACAUUGGUGACUUCUCCCGCGAGUACGCUGCCCAGCUUCGUGAGGACGAGGGCGCCGAGUACGAUGAGCUCAUUGAGAUCAACCUUGAUGAGCUCGAGCCCCACAUCAACGGUCCCUUCACCCCCGAUCUAGCCACUCCCAUCAGCAAGUUCAAGGAGGCUGUCAAGGCCAACAAGUGGCCUGAGGAGCUCAAGGUCGGUCUCAUCGGUUCUUGCACCAACUCCUCUUACGAGGAUAUGACCCGUGCCGCCUCUAUUGCUGAGGACGCCAUGUCCCACGGCAUCAAGGCCAAGUCUCUCUUCACUGUUACCCCUGGUUCCGAGCAGAUUCGCGCCACCAUCGAGCGUGAUGGUCAGCUCAAGACUUUCGAGGAGUUUGGCGGGGCGCCCUCCCCGUCAGAUUCCACCUUGAGGGCGCCCUCUCCAACAUCCACCUCUGAGGGUGCCCCCUUCGCCUCAAUCCACCUGAGGCUCCAGCCAUGGGUGCGCGCAGCCCAAAUCGCCAGUGGUGGUUUGGCUGACUUGCUGAUAAUCGACCCACUCGAUUCUGUCGCAUCUGCCCCCCAGAGGGUCGCGACACUGCGACUACCUCCAGGGUACACUUUGCCCUACAGCACCUUCCUCCGCCGAAGCAGCGACAACCUCCAGAGCAUACUAUGUGACGAUAACGAUGCACUCUCUGACAUCGUCCAACCUACAAAGCGAAGAGCUACUCGUCGUGUACUGAUCGACACCGACUUGGACAUGGAUACACGCUCUAUUCCAGGCCUAGAUGGAGCCUACGAUGACGACGACAGCAACAUAUCGAUUGACAUACCACUUGCCCUGGCGACUACAUUGAAUUCCCUUCAGGAUCUCUGGUUCCAUGCUAACGUCGUCGCAGGUCAGUGGGACAGAAAAGAUGUAAAGAAGGGCGAGGCCAACUCGAUCAUCUCGUCUUACAACCGUAACUUCACUGGACGUAACGACGCCAACCCCGCCACCCACUCCUUCGUCACCUCUCCCGACCUUGUCGUGGCUAUGACCAUCGCCGGUACACUUUCGUUUAACCCGUUGACCGACCAUUUGACCGCGGCGGAUGGCUCCAAGUUCAAGCUCAAGGAGCCUACUGGUCUCGGACUUCCUACCAACGGCUACGACCCCGGCCAGGACACCUACCAGGCUCCCCCCGAGGACCGCGCAUCCGUCACCGUCGAUGUCUCUCCCUCCUCGGACCGUCUCCAGCUCCUUUCUCCUUUCAGCGCCUGGGACGGCUCUGAUGCGAAGAACCUGCCCAUUUUGAUCAAGUGCAGUGGGAAGACCACCACCGACCACAUCUCCAUGGCUGGUCCCUGGUUGAAGUACCGUGGACACUUGGACAACAUCUCCAACAACAUGUUGAUUGGUGCCAUCAACGCUGAGAACGGCGAGGCCAACAAGGUCAAGAACGCUCUCAACGGCGAGUACGGUGCUGUCCCCGAUGUUGCCCGUGACUACAAGAAGAACGGCGUCCCGUGGGUUGUCAUCGGAGACUGGAACUACGGAGAGGGUUCUUCCCGUGAGCACGCUGCGCUCGAGCCCAGGCACUUGGGUGGCGCGGCCAUCAUCACUCGCUCUUUCGCCCGUAUCCACGAGACCAACUUGAAGAAGCAGGGUAUGCUUCCCCUCACCUUCUCCGACCCUGCCGACUACGAGAAGAUCGGCCCCAACGACCGUGUCGACUUGGCCUCCACUGAGCUCGCCCCCGGCAAGCCUUUGACCAUGACUGUCCACCCUGCCGACGGCAGCAAGGAGUUCCAGAUCCCGCUUUCCCACACUUUCAACGAGGGCCAGAUCGAAUGGUUCAAGAACGGCAGCGCUCUCAACACCAUGGCCAAGAACGCUAAGCAGUAA
Alternaria burnsii is the source of this 2811-nucleotide messenger RNA. Its product is annotated as aconitate hydratase. Gene Ontology annotation, biological process: tricarboxylic acid cycle. Gene Ontology annotation, cellular component: mitochondrion; cytosol. The transcript is spliced from 9 exons. The coding region runs from base 1 to 2811 and encodes 936 amino acids. Lineage: Eukaryota; Fungi; Ascomycota; Dothideomycetes; Pleosporales; Pleosporaceae. The record is from RefSeq and is a predicted model, not a curated record. Gene Ontology annotation, molecular function: aconitate hydratase activity; 4 iron, 4 sulfur cluster binding.